CUCACCUCCUCUCCUCCCUAUUUUCCAGAGAUGCUGCAGACUGUGUCCUCAUCAUCACGGCUCAACUGAUCGUCUCCCUUCUUCUGCUUCUCCCUCUCCUCGCCGUCGAGCUCGUCUCCGGCGGAUCACCUGAGUCUACCGGAUAAGGACUCCCAAUGUCAUGAAGAAUGAUCUUCCAAAUUAGACAUGAUAAUCGCUUUGGAUUUCUGCCACACUGGAAAAAUAUGUGAAAAUAGGCCCCCGCUGUGCCUCUAAGGCUCUUUGAUGGGUAGACAGACUUUUUUUGUAAUUGAUGCCGUGGAUGACUGAUUUUUAAAGUGCUCUUGAGGGUGUCAUAAACUCAGAGCUGCUUCCAUAAUGUGUGAGCGAGGAGAGCCCCUCGGUGAGGGGGAGUUAAGGAAUAACAACCGACAGGGUGGCGUGUUGACUGAUAGCGAUGCCAAUGCCAAUGCAGUUCAGACAGAGGAUGGUGGGAGAACUAGGGAAACAGGCUCUCUGUCAGCACUGAUGACUGAAACAGCAGAGCAGGAUAAAGUGAUCAUCUGGGGCACCGACUCUCAGUGUGACGAUCCCGAGCUGGCGGAGUUUGAGAUGCUGGAAUGUCAGGAGCUGGAGGCUUAUCUGGUUGAGGACGGGGAGGACUUUGUUGGGCUUGCAGAGCGGAAGGAGCUUCAAGAACAGCCAUCGUCAUGCAGAAAAUCAACAAUAGGACAGGCAACAGAUAAUAAGAACAGGGAAGAGGGGAAGUCAGUUCCACAUGGUGCCAGUGAACAGGAAUCCUCACAAGCCUCUGAGAGCAGAGAGGCGUCCAAGACGGAGUUAAGCUCUGAAACAGAUGUCUUUGUGUCCUGUCUGUCCACUAUUUCAAGCUUAGCCACCGCUAUGGACACUACUGGCAGAACCCAGAUGACAGACUCCUGGCACAUGGCCUCUGGUCCUCAUUCAACUAUCUCAGAAGACAUGACUCUGGCUUCCCAGACUUGUGCCACCAUCUCUGAGAGCAAAAAGGCCUCUGAAAGAGCUGAUCGUCCAUCCUCGUUCCCUAGAAAAAGCACAAUACACCAAAAAGAUGUGAACCUCAAUUUGAAUUCAGCACUUCACUCGGAGGAGGUUGCUUUACAGGCACAAGUGAACAAUGCAGUUUUAUGCAAGGAUGUUGGUGAUGAGCACAGGAAGAACAAUAACCAGAGGAACAGAGCAGGGAAUGCCGUAUCGGUGGAUAAUUAUGAUGGUACUGAGCACAAGGUUGUGCCCUCUGCAACAAAAACUCAUGAAGAAAGCAACACUAAAAUGGAUAAAAGCACACAAGCUGAUGAAACCCCUGGUUUGAACUAUGGGCCAUCCAAAACAGGUACAAAAGGGACUCAGUCAUCAGUUGAACCUAAAGUCAUAAAGAAGCAAGGCUCAUUCGAUAACACAUUGAAGAAACAAAACUCUUUUGACAGGAGUUAUAAAAAGCAGCCUUCGUUUGAGAAUACUUUAAAGAAGCAGCUCUCUUUUGAUAACAGCUUAAAAAAGCAGGGCUCCUUUGAGAACACCAACACCUCCAGCUCUUCAAGUCUGGAGAGGAGGAAGCCGUGGGGAAGCCCCAGUCGACCAGCAACUCCUUCGUCCCCUAAAGCUACCUCCUGUUCCCCCAAGAGACGUCCUCCUGGUUCUCCAGCCAAGGUCCAGGGCAUCAGGGCACUGAGCUUGGAGCGCAGUGACUCCCCUCUCAGAGAUACAAAUCAAACUUUCAAGCCACCGGGGAAGACAAGUUUGAGCAGCGGCAUCCCCAAACCUGUCAUACCCCAACAGAAGGAGGUAGAACCCAGGAGGUCUUCUCCCCCACAGAAGCCCAAAAACGUCCGACCAAAAAUCAUCACUUAUGUUCGGAAAAGUGCUCCAGCAAAACCCGAAGCUCCACAUGAAGCCUCUACACACCCGCCAAGAUUAUCCUCUUAUUCCAACCCACCAGCCCACAAAGAUCCAAAGGGUGGUCCACAUCUGAAAUCCACACCGGUGCUCUGUUCCUCCAACCUGCUGUUUGAUAAAUACAGGCAGGAGAUGCAGAAAGCAGGUUACUAUCCUCCGGGCAUCGCUGCGACUGGGAUGAAACCUGCGAGCAGCAGCGUCGCUCAGAGGCUGGGUGGGAAGUCGGACAGCUUUCAUGAAGAGAUGUCGGAGAAAUAUCUGCAAGAGCAUGCUCCCCAGGAUGGAGGAAAUGUCUACCGCUCACCCAGAGCACUGAGGCCUCAGCUGGGGUUAGGGGCCGUCACCAGGCAGCCUGCAGCCAAGACAAGAGCACAGCCGAUGGGUCAGAGGUCAGCACCGGCCACAUGCCAGUCUGCUCAGACAGCCAGAGCAGCUCAGGAUCUCACAGCAGAGCAAAAGAGGUCAGGCCCAGAAACGACCCCGAAGAGUCUCCUGCUCAAAUCAGGCCAGUCCGGUCUCCGUCCUCCGGGCUUCUCCGCCCUGCCAGCUGCCCGUCUGGCCGCCUUCGGCUUUGUCCGGAGCUCCAGUGUCUCGUCUGUGUCCAGCAACCAGUCUAAUGACAGCAGCCACAGUGAUCCCAGCCGACCUUCUCAACAUCCCAGCAGUGGCAGUGAAGAUACUCCUCUUCAUAAAGCCACAGCACCGCCCAGCAAAGCCCCCCAUCCUCAGAGCCGGCCUCAGCCUCCCAACGCCCCCAGCCUCCAGCGCCGCAGUCUGCCGCCACAGCCCUGCUCCCCACUGGCCUCCAGGAAAGAUUUGCAGAAGGACACAGAGCCUGCGCCAUCACCAAAAUCCUCCCCUAAAAGAUUUGCAGUGGUUUCACCGAAACCACAAUCUCCCGCAGCGGUUCACGGUGCCGUUCGGACAGACAGGACGCAGGAGUUGGACCGAGCUCUGAUCCAGCGGCUGCGUGAACGCUGUGAGCAGCAGGCCCUGCAGCUGCAGAGCCUCCAGGCCGAGUUAAAGAAGGCCUCGCUGUGCCUGGAUGUCUUCAGCAUCACCACCCAGCACUUCUGUCACAAGAGCGAGAGCGCCAUUGUGAAGGAGAGGGAGCUGUCCCUGGAGCUCGCCAGAAUCAGGGAUGAAGUGGCUUUCAGCGUCGCACACUGGGAGCAACUGCAGCAGGAGAAGGAGGAACUGGAGCGUCGUUUCGAGGCUGAGCUGCAGGGAUUGCGGGCCCAGCAGCAGAGGGAGCUGGGAGCGCUUGAGGAGCGGCUGAAGGCGAAGCACAUGGACGAGACCAAGAGCCUGCAGGCCCAACAACGAGCCGAGCUGGAGGAGCUGCGUUUCAAACAGCAAGAUCAGCUUGAGGAGAUGAGCGAGAACCAUGAGGCGUCCUUGAUGGAGAUGGAGACGGCUCACAAUGACACACUGGCUACUCUGCAGGAGGAGCAUGCCAGGACCGUGAAGAAUUUGAAGAUGGCCCACGAACAGCAGAGGAAAUCUCUAGAAGAAGAGUUUGAAAAGAUCAGACUGUCACUGCAGGAUCAGGUGGACACGCUGACGUUUCAGAACCGAAGCCUCAGAGAUCGAGCGAAGCGAUUUGAAGAAGCUCUUCGCAAGAGCACAGAUGAGCAGAUAGUGGAUGCUUUGGCACCAUAUAAACACAUCGAGGAGGACCUGAAGAGCCUGAAAGAAGUUUUGGAGAUGAAAAAUCAACAAAUCCAUCAGCAGGAGCUGAAGAUUUCAGAGCUGGAGAAAAUACAGGCUGAAAAGAAUGUGUACCUGGAGGAGAGAGUACAGGUGUUACAGCAGCAGAACGAAGACCUGAAGGAACGAAUAGACAAAAAUCUCGCUGUGUCCAGGCAACUCUCUGAGGAAAAUGCCAACUUGCAAGUGCACGUGGAGAAGGAAAGCAACGAGAAGAAGCGUCUGAGUCGCACCAACGAGGAGCUGCUGUGGCGGCUGCAGACCGGCGAGCUGAGCCCUCGCAUGUCCCCCAGUUCCUCCCCCAUCCAUCGGCCGUCCUCCGGCCCAGGCUCCCCCGCCCGCCCACACUCCUACCAUCAAUGACUCUCUCAUGGAAGCUCCUCUAUCAAACACUUUCUUUUAAUUUGGUGUCAGAUACCCAGAUUUUUUAAGAACUCUUCUAUGAAUGUUCCUCUCGGUUAAAAGGGAAGGACUUUACAUCAUAUACAUGGACAGUAUUUCCAAAGUUGAACCCCAGGAAUUUUAACUUUUGACCCAAUGAAUUGUAUUAAUGAUCUCACCUCUUAUUAUCCAAGAGGGAAUUCUCCACUUUUUUUCUAUUCCACAUCAACACCCCCACAAACAGAAGCACUAAAAUACUCCGGUUACAUUAAAAAAAAAAACAAAAAAAACCUGGUCAUUGUAGAUUCCAGUCAACAGAAUCAAAGUCACGGUGCCUCAGUUCUAUGUUUUCGCCUCCAUCUGCAUCUCCAUCUUCUCAUCCAGCGCUCAGGAUGAUGGAUGAACAAGACAUAGCCAACAUCAGAAGUGCAAACGACAAACACAAGAAGCGCCUUUUUGCCGUCCAUUCUCUCCCACCAGCAACGUUUACCGGGGCACAGGCAAUACUUUGGGUACAAAUCACAAAUCUACCUACAGUGAGUUACUCUCAAAGUGUGGAUUCUUCUCAGUGGCAUGUUCACCUUUUCAUGCCAAAUAUAUUUCAUAUGCUGGGAGUGUAUGAAUGACUGCCAAGCCAUUUAAACCUCAAUCAUCCACUCUACUGUCUUCUUGAACAGCUAGCUAUCAUAACAACUCAUAAAUCCACUGAACUGCCAACAUACGGAACUAUAAUAUUUAUUACUGAAAAACUGUAAAUUGUACAGGUAUUGCUCUCUUUAAAGCAUGAUCUGUCUUCCAGUUAUAAUGAACUUUACGUUAGGAUUAAAUACAUUGUGAUGAUAUGGAGAGGAAGGUCAAAGGGGCAACACAUGUUAAAUCUUACUUCUGACAAAUCUGAACAGGAUCUAUUAAAAUAAACCAGGAAAUAGUCAUUGUAUUAUAGAUUUCAAACUAAGUGUCCCUCGCCUUCAGUUGGGUUAAGAAAAUAUAAUCAUUUCUUAAGAAAUAAAAGUGCAGGAUCUGUAGAAACCACCAAAGAGGAAGUCAUCCAAAACAGCAGUUCAUUAUGUUCUGUAGCUGUCAUAUCUGUGGAGUUAAUAGCUGCAGAAUCAGCCAUGAAUGGUGCAGACGAUGCAAAAUGUAAAUCUGCUCCGUUGCAUUUUAAUCUACGCAGCAACAGUUUCUUUUCUCUUUCUCUUCUCGCUAGGAGCAAACUAUCAGCGCUCCAACAGCUGCCUGGAGUUGUUACUGUUUUCUGUGUUGCUACAAGUUCUCUGUCUUUUCACCACAGACAAUCCAAAUGGUGCCCCAACUUAUGUUCUCCAAUUGAACCUCCAAUUGACUUCCUGUCGUCCAAAAUUUGCUAAAUUAUUUCUUCAAAAUGAGCAUGAAAAUCUGAUUGCAAUGUUACCUCAUUUUCUCAUUGUAGAGAAUAAUCUCAGGUCUUGAGGAGAAUUAAGCAACUGCCGUAACUUUUUUUUUUGUGCUUAUUUUACUUUUAUGUUUACAUAACCGCUCAUCUCAAAGGUCUGCUUUGCGAAACAUCCUUUGUAUAACAUCAUGUGGAUGUAAAGAUUGUGUAAAAAUACUUUGAAGAGUGUAGUGUAGUUAGGAAAUGUAUUCAAACAAGUUGAAAUAGAGUUUUAUUACAUUAAUAUUUUCUUGUAAUAAAGCCAUAUUUCUUUUAUUUAACCCCUCAGACAUAAAAUGUUAAAACCUGCUCAAACAGGGAUUUGGUUGUGGGUGAGCUGUGCUUACUGUUUGGACAAGCUGCUUAUGUUUAACUUGUUCGCUGGUGGGCUUCGCUUAGUUCUUAAAGGAAGCUGAAAAGACGUUUCUCUCCAUCAGGUACUCCGAUUGCACUGAUUCCCUCUGUGUCCUGUGGACAUGACCUUGUACUCAUUUGCUGAAUGUUUGUCCGACACUAGAAUAAGAGUUUUUGUUUACAGUUUACAUCUCAAUGUCAGAGGAGGAAGGUCGGUGCAUCACGUGGAUGUCGUGACUUCUGUUGAUUGUUUACAGGACUUAUGUUGUAAAAGAUUGUGUUCAGUAUUUCAGAAAUUCAUGCACUGGAUGAGUUUAUAUGAAAGCAUGUCGUCAUGAGGUUGUUGCGCACUACUUUUAUUUUUUUUGACAUUUCUUGUGCAUUUCAUAGAUUGAUUUAUUUAUUUGUCCUCAAAUCCUCCAGAACUGCAACUGUAGCUUAGCUGGUUAAAAAUAUUGUGGUCAAUGAUAAGAAUUUAUGUCUAUACUAUAUAUGUUGCACUUUGUAUUUAAGUAUUAAAUCACACUAAGUAUACAUA
Molecule: messenger RNA, 6308 nt
Organism: Amphiprion ocellaris (clown anemonefish)
Lineage: Eukaryota; Metazoa; Chordata; Actinopteri; Pomacentridae
Gene: mtus2b
Product: microtubule associated tumor suppressor candidate 2b
Exons: 15
Coding region: 358-3987 (1209 amino acids)
Cellular component (GO): cytoplasm; nucleus
Molecular function (GO): microtubule binding
Source: RefSeq, a predicted model, not a curated record